AAAGCACCCUGGGGAGACCCACAUCAUAAUUCUCUGAUGCGGUGACGUUGAAGGCUUGCAAGUGCGGUUUAUCUCCUUUGGACCUUUAUCUUUGGCUGCUGUUUCUAGACGCCAUGAUAAGUGUAUGUACUUCAAGUAUUUCAAAAGAUGUCUCAAUCCAAAGGUGUCGCCCUCAUAACCGGCUCAGCACAAGGAAUCGGCCGUGCAAUAGCAAUCAGAUUAGCCCAAGACGGCUUCGAUUUAGCGCUCAAUGAUCUACCCGGAAAGAAAGAGGUACUGGAAGACUUCGCAGCCGAACUUCGACGAGGCGGAGAAUCAGAGGACUCCUACCGUCCUAGAACAUGCAUUGUAACUUACGAUGUCAGCAAAGAAGACGAGGUGAAGAGCAUGAUUGAUACUGUAACUGACGUUCUGGGGAGCUUGGAUGUCAUGGUCGCGAAUGCUGGAAUUAGUGCCAUGAUAGAUCUCUUAAGUGAAACUCUAGAAGGCUGGGACCGCAUGAUGAGAAUCAAUGCCACCUCUGCGUUCCUUUCCAUGGUAGGAAUACAAGCUACGUCCCCCUUGUUGUCGUACAGUGCAAGUAAAUUUGCUGUUAGAGGCAUAACGCAAGCAGCUGCACUGCAACUCGGACAAUAUGGAAUCACGGUCAACUCCUAUGCUCCGGGCAUCAUAGCAACACCCAUGGUCGUCGCAUCAAAGGCUCAAGUUGCAAAACGAGGCGACACGGGCGACUACUUCCAAAAGACGAUUGACAACUCUGCAGUCGGAUACGUCGGACAGCCGGAAGAUGUCGCCAGCGCUGUUGCAUACCUCUCUUCCAAGGAGGCCCAUUUCAUCACAGGCAAGUUUCCCAUCCCAUAAGGGCUGUAUGAGAACUAACCUAUAUUUCCAUGUGUUAGGACAAUGCGUAAGUUCAUUUAGCCAUUGAUAUGUCGAGCAACUGAGACGAGGAACCGAUCACGCAGAUUUCCGUCGACGGUGGUUUGAUGCUGUCAAGCUAAGGAAUUUUCACUCUGUAGGUAUGGUUCAGGAGAAGCUCCGUGAAAUCCAGAGGAAUCGAGCUGUCGUCGUUUAUGAUUGAAUAUGCAAUUUUUUUUUGGUUCAGUCUUGAUGGAAUUAAGUUGA
Suillus subaureus is the source of this 1125-nucleotide messenger RNA. RefSeq lists its product as uncharacterized. Bases 148 to 861 code for a protein of 237 amino acids. The transcript is spliced from 10 exons. Gene Ontology annotation, molecular function: oxidoreductase activity, acting on the CH-OH group of donors, NAD or NADP as acceptor. NCBI's taxonomy places the organism in Eukaryota, Fungi, Basidiomycota, Agaricomycetes, Boletales, Suillaceae. The record is from RefSeq and is a predicted model, not a curated record.